UCUAGGAGGAGGAGGAGGGUGGCGUAUGAUUGGCCAGGCGGGCACUGGUAGUCGGGAGGCUGGCGUUGUGCUCCUCGUUGAUCCCCGUGUACUUGUUUACACCUUGCGGACGAGGAGGGGAUAAGACACACUUAUUUUACCUAUUUUUGUGAUUGCAAAGCAAGUUUCUCUUUACUGGAAGACAGACUGUCGUCUAAUUUAACACCUCCGUUCAGUUCAGCGAUGCGUCAAACUUUUGGUGACUUUUGUAGCAGCACGGCGCUUAUGGUUCUCAUUGAUGUCGGUACAGGUGGUACUGAAAAUGAAAUCUACUAGGAAUAGUUCCGACAGAUUGUGUAUUUAUAUUCACAAGGUGUGAUAUUUAUGGAGCUCUUCAAACUUUGAUUACGGGCGGAAAUUACACCUUUUCAGUCUUUCACAAGCCGCGUUGAGAUGGAUGUGUUUUGAGCGUUACAGCCUGUUUGCGUCAGAAUUCAAGAGUGAAUUAUCUACCAAAACAGCGAUAUACAACAGCAGUUACUGGACUUCUUGGUUCAACCUAUUCUCAGAAAUCUUAAAGACUUUGUUGGACAACAGCGACUUGGAGUGUCAAAAGCACCGCAGGCUACGCUGUGUGGACAACCCGGGACUUUUGCAACGGCGUAGCCGGAAAAGAUGCUCUCUGUCCGGAUGCAGCGUGAUCCAGGUUUCGGUCCUCUGGUUCUUCUCUUGUUGUUCGGGGGAUAUGUCGUUUCCGGCACUGAUAGCAGCUACGAAAGUGAGGCCGACGUCCUCCCUGACUCCUUCCCAUCAGCACCAGCAGAACCUCUCCCAGAAUUCUUGUUGGAACCGGAGGAUGCUUUUAUUGUAAAGAAUCGUCCAGUCCAGCUACGGUGCCGAGCAUCACCAGCCACACAGAUCUACUUCAAAUGUAACGGAGAAUGGGUCAAUCAGAAUGAUCAUGUCACCAGAGAGAGCCUGGACCAGAUCACAGGGCUGGUGGUGAGGGAGGUGGACAUCUCAGUGUCAAGGACUCAGGUGGAGGAGCUGUUUGGGCUGGAGGACUACUGGUGCCAGUGUGUGGCCUGGAGCUCAGCUGGUACCACCAAGAGCAAUCGUGCCUAUGUUCGCAUUGCAUACCUGAAGAAGAACUUUGAGCAGGAGCCGCUGGGGCGGGAGGUGCGACUCGAGCAGGAGGUGCUGCUGCAGUGUCGUCCUCCAGAGGGCAUGCCCACUGCUGAGGUGGAUUGGCUGAAGAACGAGGAUGUCAUAGAUCCAUCGCAGGACUCCAAUUUCCUGAUCACCAUCGAUCAUGAUCUGAUCAUCAAACAGGCCAGACUUUCGGACACUGCAAACUACACCUGUGUGGCUCGAAAUGUGGUGGCCAAAAGACGCAGCAGCACAGCUACUCUCAUUGUUUAUGUGAGUGGAGGUUGGUCUUCUUGGACUGAAUGGUCAGAGUGUAAUGCUCAGUGUGGGCGUGGUUGGCAGCGACGAACACGCAGCUGCACCAAUCCUACCCCUCUGAAUGGAGGCGCCUUCUGUGAGGGCCCACCCUUCCAGAGAGUGACCUGCACUACACUGUGCCCAGUGGAUGGAGGCUGGACAGAGUGGGCCAAGUGGUCUGCCUGUGGGACAGAGUGCACCCACUGGCGCAGUCGUGAAUGCCAAGCCCCCCCACCCAAGAACGGAGGAAAGCACUGCAGCGGCAGCAUGAUGGAGAGCAAAAACUGCACUGAGGGCCUGUGUGCACGGAAUAAAAAGAUUUCUAUUGAGCAUACAGGCCAUUCGCCCACCCCAGGCAUGGGUAUAGCAGUCUACGCUGGUCUGGUGGGGGCCCUGCUGCUGUGUGUCAUACUGGUGUUGUGCGUGGGAGUGCUCGCAUAUCGCCGUAGAUGUCGCCAUCUCCACGGAGACAUCACAGAUUCUUCGUCUGCUCUCACAGCCGCCUUCCACCCUGGCAACUACAAGCCUCCUAGACAGGAUAAUCCUCACCCUCUGCAUACCUCAGCUCCUCCAGAUCUGACAGCCACUGCAGGGGCUUUCCGCGGGCCACUCUUCUCCCUGCAGCAAGGGAUCCCUGCUGACAUGUGCUCAGGUGAUGGGGAGAUCUUCAGCCUGAAGUCGGUGGGUACUGUGGGGAGAGAGCGAGAGUACCACAGCCACACCUUGUCCAGAGAGCCCAGCCUUAGCACCAGUGCAACACUGGGCAGCCUGGGAGGACGCCUUACCAUUCCCAAUACAGGUGUCAGUCUGCUGGUCCCCCCUGGCACAAUCCCUCAGGGGAAGUUCUACGAGAUGUACCUCAUUAUCAGCAAGUGGGACAAAACCACGUUACCCUCUGAGGGCAGUCAGACUGUACUAAGUCCUGUGGUUAGCUGUGGACCCUCCAGUAUGCUGCUGAAUCGUCCUGUGGUCCUUACUUUGCCCCACUGUGCCCAGCUAGACACACCUACCCCUGACUGGACCCUUACACUCAAGUCACAGACUCACCAGGGGGCAUGGGAGGAGGUGCUGACAGUGGGCGAUGAGACUUUGUCGUCUCCAUGCUACCUGCAGUUAGAGGAGGAGUGCUGCCAUAUUCUCAUGGAGCACCUGGGAACGUAUGGCCUGGUGGGCCAGUCUUGCCCUCCACAGCCUGCCUGCAAACGCCUGCAGCUGGCUUUGUUUGCCCCCAGAGCACCUUGCCUCUCCCUGGACUACAGCCUUCGGAUCUACUGCAUCCAUGACACCCCACAUGCACUCAAGGAGGUGCUAGAUUUGGAGAGGAGUCUAGGUGGAGUUUUGCUGGAGGAUCCCAAACCACUGCUCUUCAAAGACAGCUACCACAACCUACGCCUGUCCAUCCAUGACAUUCCUCACACUCACUGGAGAAGCAAACUAUUAGCCAAGUACCAGGAGAUCCCAUUCUACCACAUUUGGAGUGGCAGUCAGAGACCCCUGCACUGCACCUUCAGCCUCGAGAGAGGCAGCCUGGCUGUGUCACAGCUCACCUGUAAGAUCUGCGUCCGACAGGUGGAAGGAGAAGGGCAGAUAUUCCAGCUGCACACGGAUAUUCAGGAGACUCUACCACCGCACUCGCCCCUCCCCUCAGGGGGCACCUGCUUGCCUUCUUCUCAAGUGGGAUCCUAUGCCUUUCGCUUACCCGAGUCCAUCCGCCAGAAAAUCUGUGCCAGUUUGGAUGCACCAAGUGCUCGGGGGUGUGACUGGAGACUACUGGCACGCAGUUUGGGCUUUGACAGGUACUUGAACUACUUUGCAACAAAGCCUAGCCCCACAGGUGUCCUACUGGACUUAUGGGAAGCUUGUCACCAAGGUGAUGCAGACCUGGUCUCUCUGGCGACUGCACUGGAAGAGAUGGGCAAAAGUGAGGUGCUAGUUGUCAUGACAACAGAUGGGGAUUGUUGAUUGGUCAAGGAACAAGAAAGGAAGCAAAACAUUUUUUUUCACCACCAUGAUGGAAAUAAGAAGACCUGCCGAUGAAUAUGCACACCCUGGCAUACACCAUAAGCCCACAGAGCAUUUGGUUCUUUCACAUGUACCGUGUUACCUCUGCCUCAUCUCCCUUCUCAGUGGCCCUUGAUUAGCCACUAUAGCAACAUAUUCACCAUGACCCAUUCCCAUGCGAACUCUCUUAUGAUAACUGCUAACUUGAUUUGGCUUGAAUCCUCCAAAGCAAAUAUUGCUUCUGCAAGAAGUGAAACUAAUUUGUGGUUACAGAGGUGUAAAAUAGGUGUAAAGUCAUCUGUAAUGUGUGGUGAUGACUGUCUUCUUAAAAACAUGAAAUUGACACAAUUCUUGUAUAUAAACAACAAAGCUCUGGGACAAAAUAUUCAUGUAUUCAGCACACUAAAGCACAAUAACACAAACACACAAUGGCUAACAUGGGAUUACUUAUGGUACAAGCAUGCAAGUGCAUGAUUUAAACCCAUCUCACCUCAUGACAGGAGCUUUUGUUUUCUCUAUUGUCAUUCUGUGUAUGCAGUGAAUGACAGGCAGCACCAACCUGUCUGCAAACUCCUCAGGCUACAGACACACCCCAACACUUGCAUGGACAAACAUGUCAUUAUUUGGAUCUGAAUGAGACAGGCUGGAAUUUCUUGUCUAGCUCCUUUGACUGUCCUCAAAUCUUAUGAGGCCCAAACCCUCAUGUUUUGAGCUCUUGAGUAUAUUGCUUUGGGCUGAGACAAAAAAAACUGCAUCUUCUUUGUGGCAGGAGGUUGAAUUGUGAUGUUUGUUUCAGAAUUGGCAGAUAACUAGAGCAACUGUGUCUUUAUAUUAUACCAACAAAUGCCUCAAAGCCUUGGCAUAUCAUUCUGACUCAUACUGUAGUGGUGUUUCUCUUUCAUCUCUCCUUGCAUUCCUCUGUUGCUCUGCCACAUUCCUCUGAUCUGCUGAGAAUACGCUACAGGAGAGCUUUCUGGUCAUCUCUUAAAAGUUUCCUUCGGGGAACGCUUUUUAGGUUGAUAUCCAUAUUUGUGGAUUGUUUGGGUAUGUUUCAUUGUUGGUACCAUCAUAUAAAACCUGUUUUUUCAUUUGUGUUCAUUCAGGCUUAGUGAGCUGCUGUGUAUUAUUUUUGAUUCUAGUAGAGCAGGCCAAAUGGGAGUGUUAGGUGCAACAAAAUCAUGUUUAGUUGUUAUUUUAAUAUUGUGUAUCUAUUCAAAAUGUAAAAUAUAAACUGUAAAACAUGAUUAGAGGUGGUCAGAUAUCCAGAUUAGUACAGUGUACACUUUAUUUUUCAGGCAUUUUGGUAUAAGUGAGGGCAAAAUGUUCAGAGAUGAAUAUUGCAUUAUAGAUUAGCCUUGCCUUGAAUCAACUAGGCAGCAACGGAUUGUAACAUUUACCUCAACACUAACUGCAUUUUCAAUCUAUUCUCUGCCCAUCACUUAUUUAUGAGUACAUCUGUCUGUCCAGCACCUGAAAAUCAUCAUCUCCCUUCUCUCAAUUUGAUAGCCUAUUGUUAACCUUUUUACUAAGCCACCUGCUUUGUGGUCAGGGUCCUCUCUAUUUGCAUUAUCAAUAUUAUUCUGUCAGUUAAUGUUAGACAGGAAUUUAAAUGCUGUCAUCUGUAACAUUAUCAUUACUUAGGUUCUGUGUAUCAAUGAGUCCUUUUCUCCCUCAAAGAAAAAAAAACAGUAACAACAAAAAAGUGUUCAUAUCUUUGAAACCACAAAAACCAAAACACAGGCAGUAUCCCUCCUCUUCAGCAGUGAGUCGUGUCACUGUUUUGUGUGAAUGAACUGGAAACAUAAGUGUGUGUCUGGGUGUGCAUAUGCACGAAUGAGUGGGUAUGUGUGGGCAGGUGAGUGUGCACAUACAUGUGCACACAUUUAAGAUCUGUCAUUUCUCUUUGUAAGUGCUAUGCAAGUACAAAAGAAUCUCAAAAUGUAAUGACUUCUUUUGUUUCCCGGAAGAGUAAUUCUAUUUUUUCAGAUCAGGGCAUUGACAGGGUUUUGAUUUUCUAUCCUAACGUGGCUUAAUGGUGAUUUAACAUUUUUGGUGAUGGUAGUGUG
Molecule: messenger RNA, 5492 nt
Organism: Monopterus albus (swamp eel)
Lineage: Eukaryota; Metazoa; Chordata; Actinopteri; Synbranchiformes; Synbranchidae
Gene: unc5b
Product: unc-5 netrin receptor B
Exons: 18
Coding region: 655-3387 (910 amino acids)
Biological process (GO): anterior/posterior axon guidance; netrin-activated signaling pathway
Cellular component (GO): membrane
Molecular function (GO): netrin receptor activity; protein binding
Source: RefSeq, a predicted model, not a curated record